This is a messenger RNA of Camellia sinensis, 682 nucleotides long. RefSeq names its product glycine-rich RNA-binding protein. Lineage: Eukaryota; Viridiplantae; Streptophyta; Magnoliopsida; Ericales; Theaceae. Gene Ontology annotation, molecular function: RNA binding. The record is from RefSeq and is a predicted model, not a curated record.
CGCCACAUCCAGCCGCGGCGCUUAUAUAAGCCAGCUUUGGGGCUAGCGUCGUCUCUCGUGAUCUUACAGAGGUGGGUUCUCUUCGUUUUGGGUCCCCCUCUAGAUAUUUUCGUUUUCUUUCUCUUUCUCUUUCUCUUAGGGUUUUGAUACCCCCAAAAUAUCUAUAUCUCUCUCAUCCAUGGCUGCUGAGGUUGAGUACAGGUGCUUCGUCGGCGGGCUCGCAUGGGCCACCGAUGACCAUGCCCUUGAGAAGGCCUUCUCUCAAUUUGGAGAAAUUCUCGAAUCGAAGAUCAUCAACGAUCGCGAGACUGGAAGAUCGAGGGGGUUUGGAUUUGUGACAUUCAAGGAUGAGCAGUCGAUGAGGGAUGCAAUCGAGGGGAUGAACGGCCAAGAUCUUGACGGUCGUAACAUUACCGUCAAUGAGGCCCAGUCCCGCGGAAGCGGUGGCGGUGGCGGCGGUGGCGGCGGGUUCCGCAGCGGUGGUGGCGGCGGACGACGUGAUGGAGGUGGCUACAGCCGAGGCGGCGGCGGUGGUUACGGCGGCGGUAGUGGUGGUGGUUACGGAGGCGAUGGCGGUGAAGAGAAAGAUAGAGGAGGUAGUGGUGGUAGAGCUUCAUUGUUUGCUUCUUCUUUGUUCUGGUGUAUUGAAGUUGUAGGGGAGGUGACUAGUGGCAACGGGUAG